Messenger RNA from Symbiodinium necroappetens, 1431 nucleotides. NCBI's taxonomy places the organism in Eukaryota, Dinophyceae, Suessiales, Symbiodiniaceae. The record is from the annotation of a GenBank genome assembly.
AUGAGCCACAUGCAUGUGCUCUAUGCUCACGACCACAACUGGACCUUUCGACUGGAAUCUCUCACCCCAGACGAUGUUUGGGACGUCGCAUUGAAGAACUCGGAGCAUCUCGUGACAGUGUAUGAUGCGGCAAGCAAGACCGUGAGACGCCGCCCCCUCAAGGAGCUGGUCGCCAACAGAGUCCCUUACCGAAGUAGGGGGUGGUGCAAAGCAGAGGUGGAGUGGUCCUCGUGCAGAAGCAAGUCCGAGCAGAACCAGUGGAUCGACGCUCCUGAGUCGGAGGCUGGCGGCGGAUGUGCCCAGCUGCAGGGCAAAGUCCCAAUGACUCCGGAGCUUUUCCAAGAAGACAUGAGGAAAGCCGAAUUCACGCAUCGAGACGAUGCCGUGGCAGUGCUAGAGCUGCAGCGGAAGAUCUUCCACCAGAAAGUAUCGGAGUGCCAAAGAGCACUACGUGCAAAUCUGCCGAAGGGCGAGUUGAGCCAGUUGGCCAAAGCUUUGAUCCACUACAAGAAGCUCAAGGUCUUGCACCUUCGCAACAUGGACGUGUGUGCAGCAGAGGCCGAGGAAUUUGCCAAGGUCCUAGCAAUGAACAGCACGAUCACAGAGCUUGAAAUAAGUGUCGCUGGCUCCGUGCGUGCCGAGUGCGGGGCUUUCUGGAAGUCCUUGGUGGAGAUGUUGAAAAGCAAUGCCACCAUCACCUCCCUAAACCUCGGCUUCAACGGCAUCGGAGACGACUUCAUUAAGGCCUUAGCUGAGACAUUGGCGACCAACAGCACCCUCACCAGUGUCGAUCUCAGGGGCAACAGCAUCACCAGCGAGGGCUGCAAGGGCUUGGCAAAGGCGUUGAAGACUAAUGGCAGCAUCACCACACUCGACCUCAGACAGAAUGACAUCUUGGCUGGGGGCUUCAAGGCCUUCGCAGAGGCAUUGACCACUAAUCGCACCAUCACCACCAUCAACCUUGACUACAACGGCAGUGGCCACGAGUGGCUUUGGGAGCUGCAAGAGAUCUUCAAGACCAGGAAAGAGUCCACAGUGCCCAUUGUCGAAGAUGCCGCUGCAGCACAGUCCCAUGUGUGGACCGGAGAAGUGCGCAUCCAGACCCUCGCAUCACGACUGAAGAGCAACAGUAUCACUACCCGCCUGGGCCUGGAGUCCAACUUCUCCAAUCAGCAGAGGAUCGGAGUCGAGGGCAUCAAGGCAUUGGCACUUGCUUUGAAGACCAACCGAACCAUCACCAAAAUCAGCCUCAAAGAUAACUACAUGGAAGACGAGGGCUGCAAGGCCUUGCGGUGCGCAGGAGGCCUUUCCAGCUUGGAUGCCCCGUCCGUUCCCUGCGAGGCUUUGGCCGACGCAUUGGUGACCAACGGCGCCCUCGCCAGCAUCGACCUAGGAUCUAAUGGCAUCGGGGACGAGGGCUGCAAGGCUUGA